Paramuricea clavata is the source of this 429-nucleotide messenger RNA. The record is from the annotation of a GenBank genome assembly. Lineage: Eukaryota; Metazoa; Cnidaria; Anthozoa; Malacalcyonacea; Plexauridae.
AUGGACGAAGUUGCAUCUUAUGAAGUCAAAAAUUUAUGUGGUCUGAUGGAUGCUAUAUUUUCUGAAGCUGUUUCCGAUGAAAUAGCGAAAAUACGUAAGGAAAAGUAUUGUGACUGUAAAGUGGAUUACCCGAGUCAGAGAAGACAUGAAUGUCUCAUGUUAACACUUGAAGAAAGUUGGACAACGUACGGUUUGGACGCCAUCGAGCAAGUAAUCGAACGGGGAAUACUCUGGAAACUGUUUAACGAAGCUAUUCAUGUGCUGAAAUUGGAUUAUUACGAAGUUGUAAGAGAACAUUAUGAGAACUUGACUAAAAAUUAUGAAACAACUCUUGAAUUCCUAAAGGAUUUGAGGUAUAACUCAGAAUUUUUCGACUACCAAGCUAUUUUGGGUUAUCUAUAUUACUGGAGCGAAAACCAGUGUGCAUGA